AUGGCCUACAACAGCGGCUACAAUCCAGAUGCGCUUCCUGCACACGCAGAGCCAGAACAGGCAGCCCAAAUCCUUUCCUCCCAACAACAACGCAAGCAAUCAAACCCUUUGCAUCCACCACCACCACGCCCCUACUCAAAUUCCAAUCCCCAACCCUACAACCUUCCUCAAUCGCAACCACAAUACCAAAGCAAACCUCCUCCACCACUUCCCAAACCAGCCCAGCAACUGCAAACACAACCUCCGCCCCGCCUCUCCCCGAACAAUUCCUACAACAACACCCAAUUCAACCAAAACGCCGCAUCAACCCCCCCACCCCAAAAUUACGGCUUCGGUCCUCCUCCACAAUCUCACCAUGGACGUCCACCACCUCCGUCUCGACCGCCUGGAACCCCCGCCCCUGGCGGUAGCAGCGCCGACGCGUCGCUUUUUCCGCUUUUCAAGGCAGUCGAUACCGCGGGGGUAGGUCAGUUGACGGAGAGGGAGCUGGGGAAGGCUCUGGUCAAUGGGGAUUUUACGAGUUUUGAUCCGCAUACGGUUAAGAUGAUGAUACGAAUGUUUGAUGCGGAUAAGGAUGGCAGUAUAAGUUUUGAGGAGUUCUGCGGCCUCUGGGGUUUCCUCGCUGCGUGGCGCGCCCUUUUCGAUCGCUUUGAUGAGGACGAUAGCGGCUACAUAUCUUUCGAUGAGUACUCGAAAGCGCUGGUUGCCUUUGGCUACAGGCUUUCUUCCGCCUUUGUCAAUCUACUGUACACAACGUAUGCCAGAAGCGGUGAAGAUCGCAUGAGCUUCGAUUUGUUUGUGCAGAGUUGCAUAAUACUGAAGAGGAUGACGGACGUGUUCAAGCGUUACGAUGAUGAUAGAGACGGGUAUAUCACGUUGAGUUUUGAGGAAUUUCUAACCGAAAUAUUGCGUCAACGCUGA
Messenger RNA from Letharia columbiana, 921 nucleotides. RefSeq lists its product as uncharacterized. Bases 1 to 921 code for a protein of 306 amino acids. The transcript has 5 exons. Lineage: Eukaryota; Fungi; Ascomycota; Lecanoromycetes; Lecanorales; Parmeliaceae. Gene Ontology annotation, molecular function: calcium ion binding. The record is from RefSeq and is a predicted model, not a curated record.